CACCAAACAGUCUUCCACAUUGCAAGUUCUUCUGUCAACAUCGAGCUUCAGUGCAGUUCAAUUGUCUCAGAGAAGCCACUUCUGGUGGAGUAUGGCAGCUAUAACAUCAGCCAGCCAUGUCCACCUGGGCAUUUCAAAUGUUCUACUGGGUUAUGCAUUCAGCAAACACAACGCUGUGAUGGGAUUAACAACUGCUUCGAUGAAAGCGAUGAACUAUUUUGUGUUGUCCCUGAGUGGAACUGUAAUUCCAACUUCACAAUACAGGAUAACCUGCUUGCCUGCAAUGGAGUAAGUGAUUGUGAGAAUGGAAAAGAUGAACAGAACUGUACCCACAGUAUUCCUUGCACCAACCAUACAUUUAAGUGCAGGAAUAAUAUUUGCAUUAGGAAACAAAAUGCAAAGUGUGAUGGGACUGAAGAUUGUAUUGAUGGAAGCGAUGAAAGCAGCUGCAAUUGUGGCAGCAGCAGGAGCAGCAAUCUCAUUUCUCGGAUUGUAGGUGGUAAAAACACUGAGGAAGGUGAAUGGCCUUGGCAGGUCAGCCUCCAUUUUGUUGGAGCUGCUUACUGUGGUGCAUCAGUGAUAUCAAAAGAAUGGCUUGUGUCUGCAGCACACUGUUUUCAAGGAAGCAAGCUGGCUGACCCCAGAGAAUGGCAUGCUCACCUGGGGAUGCAAACACAGGGCCAUGCAAAGUUUGUAUCUGCUGUGAGACGGAUCAUAAUCCAUGAAUACUAUAACAGCAGGAACUACGACUAUGACAUUGCACUAAUACAGCUCAGCAAGCCAUGGCCAGACACGAUGAGCCAUGUCAUUCAACCUAUCUGUCUGCCUCCCUUUUCACACAAAGCCCACAGUGGUGACAAAUGCUGGAUAACAGGCUGGGGCCAAAAGCAAGAAGAUGAUGAUGAAGGUUCAGCAGUUCUUCAGAAAGCAGAGGUAGAAAUUAUUGACCAAGCAUUAUGUAAUUCCACAUAUGGAGUCAUCACAGCUAGAAUGUUUUGUGCUGGACUAAUGUCUGGGAAAAGAGAUGGGUGCAAAGGUGAUUCUGGUGGACCAUUGUCAUGCCAAAACAAUGGAGAUGGAAAAUGGUUUUUGACUGGCAUUGUUAGCUGGGGUUACGGAUGUGGAAGACCAAAUUUCCCAGGUGUCUACACGAGAGUGUCAAAUUUUGCACCAUGGAUUCACAAAUAUGUGCCUUCAGUCUUGUAA
Molecule: messenger RNA, 1206 nt
Organism: Indicator indicator
Lineage: Eukaryota; Metazoa; Chordata; Aves; Piciformes; Indicatoridae
Gene: TMPRSS7
Product: transmembrane serine protease 7
Exons: 8
Biological process (GO): proteolysis
Cellular component (GO): plasma membrane
Molecular function (GO): serine-type endopeptidase activity; protein binding
Source: RefSeq, a predicted model, not a curated record